AUGAAGGCUUUUCACAGCCUCAUGGCCAUUGGCCUCACAUUAAUGCAAGUGUGCCGAGCCAAUGAUGAAGCAUCGAAUCAAAACUCAACUGCAAUCGAGGUUGAAUUGCAGUUCAAACCCAAAUUCGAGUCGGAGAUCGAGUCUCAACGGUCAUUUCGAAACAGUAUCUGCAAUUCCGAAUCCGCGCCACCAAUGUGCGAAAGCACUUGUCAAAAACCCCCGCUUCACAACUGCGACUUUUAUAAACAAUGCGUUGAGGCCUCAGUGCCUUGUGAUGGAAGCACACACUCGUACGCCCUCGAUUACGGACACAAGAUCUGCAACAAGUUCAUCAGUAACCUCGAUCGCUUUUCUCCCCGUGGACAAAAGUUCCUGACGGGCGCUAUCAACUGUUUGCAGAGAAAUCUCGUUCCCGUGGUGUCAUCGAGCGAUGCCACCUGCAAGAGCAUCAGCGACGCAGCGUUUGCGUCGCACGCGCCAUGUUACGUGGAGAAUGGCUUCUGCGGCCUCGAAUGCAAUGACUAUGUGGCUUUGACGACUCUACUGGGCGAGGAUCUGUUCAAUAAGGAUGCCAUUGGGUUCAUGUAUCACAGCACAAGCGGAUGCAUAAAGAAUGUUCAAGAGGUUAUUGAAGAAGGAGCCUGCAUGAACAAUGCGCUCAAAGGUUUCAUGGCGGCUAUUACCCGCGCAUCAUCUAAUUAA
This is a messenger RNA of Trichoderma breve, 702 nucleotides long. Its product is annotated as stanniocalcin family domain-containing protein. Gene Ontology annotation, molecular function: hormone activity. Gene Ontology annotation, biological process: intracellular calcium ion homeostasis. The transcript has a single exon. The record is from RefSeq and is a predicted model, not a curated record. The coding region runs from base 1 to 702 and encodes 233 amino acids. Gene Ontology annotation, cellular component: extracellular region. Lineage: Eukaryota; Fungi; Ascomycota; Sordariomycetes; Hypocreales; Hypocreaceae.